CGUCACGGGCCAAACCAAUGAGCCUGACGCAGAGGAGGGCUCUGGAUGCCCGUGUUUAUAAAUACCCCUGACAACUCUGACGCGCUCGCUCUCUGCCCAAGAGGAGGUGACCCGUGUUUGACUGUAGCUACAGGUUUUGUUUUUUUCCAUUUUCUGCAAGUUACACAAUAAAAAACUCUGCAAAAAUGUCCAGAAAGUUUUUCGUUGGUGGAAACUGGAAGAUGAAUGGCGACAAGAAAAGCCUUGGGGAUCUCAUCCAGACCAUGAACGGAGGCAAGGUGGACCCCAAUGUCGAGGUGGUGUGCGGUGCUCCAUCCAUCUACCUGGACUUUGUCAGGUCCAAGCUGGACGCUAAGUUUGGAGUGGCUGCACAGAACUGCUACAAAGUUCCCAAGGGCGCCUUCACUGGGGAGAUCAGCCCUGCGAUGAUCAAAGACUGUGGUGUGAACUGGGUGAUCCUGGGACACUCCGAGAGGCGCCACGUCUUUGGCGAGAGCGAUGAGCUCAUUGGUCAGAAGACCGCACACGCUCUGGAGAACGGUCUCGGUGUGAUCGCCUGCAUUGGUGAGAAGCUGGACGAACGAGAGGCCGGCAUCACAGAGAAGGUCGUCUACGCUCAGACCAAAUUCAUCGCAGACAAUGUUAAAGACUGGAGCAAAGUCGUGCUGGCCUACGAACCCGUGUGGGCCAUUGGCACCGGCAAGACUGCCUCCCCACAGCAGGCUCAGGAUGUUCAUGAGAAACUGAGGGAGUGGCUGAAGGCCAACGUUUCUGAGGAGGUGGCCAAGUCUGUGAGGAUCAUCUACGGAGGGUCCGUGACCGGCGGUACUUGCAAAGAACUGGGCUCCCAGAAGGACGUUGAUGGUUUCCUGGUGGGCGGAGCCUCCCUGAAGCCAGAGUUCAUCGAUAUCAUCAACGCCAAACAAUAGGAAACCCCCGGGAGCUGCAGUGUGACGACGCAGAUCCUGUUCCAGAUAAUCCAUUUCCGUCUAACCUUUCUUUCAGCACUUGGACACUCACUCCCCCUCCCCCCACCUGUUAUUAAAGCGUUUAGUGUAAUGAUGUCAUUCCUUCCUUUUUCUUUAUCCGUCGUUGCGUAUCUGUGUCUGUGCUAGAGAAGGUGGAUGGGUUGACACGUCCACCGUCUGUGUGUCAUACACCAUGAGCUCCAGCUGUGAAGAGCAGAUGUAUAUGUGUGAGAUGGAUGAGCAGUGUGUGUUUUCACCUCAGCAGCGUCAGGGCUCUGGUCCGUUCAUAGUGUUGCCGUCUCUUGUGUAUAGUUCUGAUGUUCCUCUGUGGCUUCGACGUCCCCGUAGAUGUGCAUGAUCUACUCGUAUUGGCUCCUCUGACAUGAGGUCAUGUGUCACGGCAGACAGGUUCAAGGUUGAACGACUGUAAAGAAACAUACUGUGUAAUAAACAGUUUCUGGACUGUUAACAGAG
Molecule: messenger RNA, 1442 nt
Organism: Cynoglossus semilaevis (tongue sole)
Lineage: Eukaryota; Metazoa; Chordata; Actinopteri; Pleuronectiformes; Cynoglossidae
Gene: tpi1b
Product: triosephosphate isomerase 1b
Exons: 7
Coding region: 186-929 (247 amino acids)
Biological process (GO): gluconeogenesis; glycerol catabolic process; glycolytic process
Cellular component (GO): cytosol
Molecular function (GO): triose-phosphate isomerase activity
Source: RefSeq, a predicted model, not a curated record